AUGGUUUCGCAAGCUAGUAAACUUACAGCCGAUGAGGAAAGCAUCAGAAUGAUGUUAACUGCAAAGGUCCACAUUGGCACCAAAAACGUUGAAAAUAAAAUGAGGAAAUAUGUUUACAGCCGUACCCAGGAGGGAGUUCACCUGAUCAACCUUGCCCACACCCUGGAAAAACUGAAGGUGGCCGCCAGGGCAAUAGUUACAGUGUCGAACCCCGAAGAAGUCGUUGUUGUCUCCGCGAGGCCUUAUGGAAGUCGUGCCGUAUUGAAGUUCUCCCACUACGUGGGAUCACAUCCCAUUGCAGGCCGCUGGAUCCCAGGAACUCUCACGAACCAAAUCACUCAGAAGUUCAUUGAGCCACGUCUCUUGGUCGCAACUGACCCAAGAACCGACGCCCAGUCUCUGAGGGAGUCGUCAUACGUGAGUCUGCCAGUGAUAGCACUCUGCGACACUGACUCCCCCCUCAACUAUGUUGACAUAGCCAUACCGUGCAACAACAAGGGCAAGGAAUCAAUCGCUCUGAUGUACUGGCUAUUGGCAAGGGAGGUGCUGUAUCUGAGGGGACAGAUCAAAAGAGGAGUCCAAUGGGACGUGCUGGUCGACACUUUCUUCUGGAGGGACCCCGAACAGUUUGAGCUCAAGAACGCAAACGAGGAUUCACUUCCCAACCACGAAGAAACUGAAAUGGUAGCCCCAAGACAGAACGUGCCGCUCCACCCUCUCCCAGAGUGGUCCACAGUCGACCCGACUCAAGCAGGCUCAUCCGAUUGGAAAGUCAUGGCAACCGGCCACGAGGAGUGGGGAUCAUUCGUGGAUUCCAGGCCCCAAUGGCAGUAA
Theileria orientalis strain Shintoku is the source of this 834-nucleotide messenger RNA. Its product is annotated as ribosomal protein S2. The record is from RefSeq and is a predicted model, not a curated record. NCBI's taxonomy places the organism in Eukaryota, Apicomplexa, Aconoidasida, Piroplasmida, Theileriidae. Gene Ontology annotation, molecular function: structural constituent of ribosome. Gene Ontology annotation, cellular component: ribosome; 90S preribosome; cytosolic small ribosomal subunit. Gene Ontology annotation, biological process: cytoplasmic translation; ribosomal small subunit assembly. The transcript has 2 exons. Bases 1 to 834 code for a protein of 277 amino acids.